This is a messenger RNA of Striga asiatica, 396 nucleotides long. The record is from the annotation of a GenBank genome assembly. NCBI's taxonomy places the organism in Eukaryota, Viridiplantae, Streptophyta, Magnoliopsida, Lamiales, Orobanchaceae.
AUGGCAGAAAGGAAAGCCGACGACCCUGAACGAGCGGACCUUGCAGCGGCGAGCCGAAGGCCUCCGUCUGGCGAGUGGCAGCCUUUCACGGCGAACCGAGGACCACCGGUCGGACAGAGGAGCGGUUUGCCUGCUCGGGCUCGUCCAGCCAACAAAGGCUUCUGCCCGGCUGAAGGUAGAGGAGCUGCAAUGGAGGCCCAAAGGUGGUCAUCCGCUGACCCACCAGAUUUCAAAUUCAACGAAUUGGAUGAAGUCUUAGGAAUCGAGGCGGCACAAGAAUGGUCAUCCUCUGCAGCACCCCACAAGUCACCAUCAUCGUCUUUACUCGGCUUUAGUGUGCUGCUCUUAGAAGGAAAUAUGAUAAACAAAUACGAACCUUUGUGGGGAUAUUCAUAA